Ochotona curzoniae (black-lipped pika) is the source of this 4402-nucleotide messenger RNA. RefSeq names its product spleen associated tyrosine kinase (gene SYK). Gene Ontology annotation, molecular function: non-membrane spanning protein tyrosine kinase activity; ATP binding; signaling receptor binding. Gene Ontology annotation, biological process: regulation of platelet aggregation; B cell receptor signaling pathway; positive regulation of mast cell degranulation. Gene Ontology annotation, cellular component: extrinsic component of cytoplasmic side of plasma membrane; cytoplasm. The record is from RefSeq and is a predicted model, not a curated record. The transcript is spliced from 14 exons. The coding region runs from base 1030 to 2937 and encodes 635 amino acids. NCBI's taxonomy places the organism in Eukaryota, Metazoa, Chordata, Mammalia, Lagomorpha, Ochotonidae.
GGAUAGAAGGAAAAUCCCCAAAUUAAUGGUGGGGAUGGUGGCUUUUAAAAGUUCAUCGCAAAGGAGUUUCUCCAUAAAUAAAGGAAAAGUCCUGAUUUCCACUGAAUGAUAACGAGGCCAGUCUGACACCUCUCCCCUUGGCCUUGGCCAGAGACAUUGGACUGGCGCUUUAGGUGGAGAACUUGACAUGUUAAUGCGCCUCUUCGGGAAGUGUGUUCUUGAUAUGUUAAAGUAUGCACCGUCUCUUGCGAGAAACGUGCUCUGGUGAAUCCAAGACAUGGUGGGGAAAAUGCCCUUUAGUAUUUGAGAAAAAAAAAUGAUGACUUGGGGGACCCAGAAUACCCUAACUGCCUACUACCCAGUCUGACAGCAAGAUCCCAGGACUUUGUAUAAAACAUAAAGCAACCAAGGAAGGGAAGAUCUAUUCAACCUGGCCAUUUGAGACCUAAUCUGUUUCCGUGAAAACUGCGGGCAAGUGGAUUUCAGGCUAGGGGAGCCUGCAGUGACAUGGUCACAUCCACCGACUCCCAGCUGCCCUUGCAUUUCCCUCGGUCGGAUCCUUGCCCUCCGAGUGUUACUUCACUGCAGUGUUCAGCUCAGAAAGGCCUGGUCCCACUGGGGCCCUUCACUUCUGCUUUCUGGGCUGUUUUGCAUGUUGACGCUUUGAGGAAAAGGCCCACUUCCCUACUGACAGCCGGGUCUGCAGCAGCAAACACUCCUGCUUGCCCAGGCUUGUCUUCUGCUUUCUCUUCGUUUCAGCACUUCUCAUUUUUUUUUUUAAUUUAUUCAAGAGGCAGAGAGACUAGCAAAGAGAGCUCCUCUUCACUGCUUCACUCCCCAGAUGCACGUGACGGCCAGCGCUAGGCCAGUGUUGGAGCUAGGGAUCAAGAAUGCAAGUCAGGUCUCCCUCCACUUGAGCCAUUGCUACAGUCUCCCUACAGGAAGCUGGAGUCGGGAGCUGAAGCCAAGCAUUGAGCCCAGGUGGACCCCUGCAUGUAUCCUCUCAUCACCUAAGGGACCAGCACAGCCAUGGCCAGCAACACAUCUGACAACGCCAAUCACCUGCCCUUCUUCUUCGGAAACAUCACCCGGGAGGAGGCUGAGGACUACCUGGUCCAGGGAGGCAUGAGUGAUGGGCUCUACCUGCUGCGCCAGAGUCGCAAUUACCUGGGUGGCUUUGCCCUGUCAGUGGCCCACGGGAGGAAGGCACACCAUUACACCAUCGAGAGGGAGCUCAAUGGGACCUACGCCAUCACGGGUGGCAGAACGCACAGCAGCCCUGCCGAUCUCUGCCACUACCACUCCCAGGAGUCAGAUGGCCUGGUCUGCCUCCUUAAGACACCCUUCAACCGGCCUCCCGGGGUGGAGCCCAAGACAGGACCCUUCGAGGACUUGAAGGAAAACCUCAUUAGGGAAUACGUGAAGCAGACGUGGAACCUGCAGGGCCAGGCUCUGGAGCAAGCCAUCAUCAGUCAGAAGCCGCAACUGGAGAAGCUGAUCGCCACCACCGCACAUGAAAAGAUGCCCUGGUUCCACGGGAAAAUCUCUCGAGAUGAAUCUGAGCAAAUCGUCCUGAUUGGAUCCAAGACAAAUGGGAAAUUUCUGAUCAGGGCCAGAGACAACAAUGGGUCCUAUGCCCUGUGCCUGCUGCACGAAGGCAAGGUGCUGCACUACCGCAUCGACAAAGACAAGACUGGGAAGCUCUCCAUCCCAGAGGGGAAGAAGUUCGACACGCUUUGGCAGCUUGUGGAGCAUUAUUCCUACAAACCCGAUGGUUUGUUAAGGGUCCUUACGGUUCCAUGUCAGAAGAUCGGUUCACAGCAAGGAAACCUUGAUUUUGACCCUCGUCCACAACUUCCAAGCUCCCAUCCUGCGACGUGGUUGGCAGGUGGAAUAAUCUCCAGAAUCAGAUCCUACACCUUCCCAAAAUCUGGCCACAAAAAGGCACCCCCGUCCCAAGGAAACCGGCCUGAGAACAGCGUCUCAUUCAAUCCUUACGAGCCAGAACGAGGGCCCUGGGCAGCCGAAAGAGGGCCCCAGAGGGAAGCCAUGCCCAUGGACACGGAGGUGUAUGAGAGCCCCUACGCCGACCCUGAAGAGAUCAGGCCCAAAGAGGUCUACCUGGACCGGAAGCUGCUGACCCUGGAAGACAAAGAGCUGGGCUCUGGUAACUUCGGGACCGUGAAGAAGGGCUACUACCAGAUGAAGAAAGUGGUGAAGACAGUGGCUGUGAAAAUCCUGAAGAAUGAGGCCAACGACCCCGCCCUGAAAGACGAGCUGUUGGCGGAAGCCAACGUCAUGCAGCAGCUGGACAACCCCUACAUCGUGCGUAUGAUCGGGAUCUGCGAGGCUGAGUCCUGGAUGCUGGUGAUGGAGAUGGCGGAACUUGGCCCGCUCAAUAAGUAUCUGCAGCAGAACAGGCACGUCAAGGACAAGAACAUCAUAGAGUUGGUUCAUCAGGUCUCCAUGGGGAUGAAGUACUUGGAGGAGUGCAAUUUUGUGCACAGAGAUCUGGCUGCAAGAAACGUGCUGCUGGUCACCCAACAUUACGCCAAGAUCAGCGACUUUGGGCUUUCCAAGGCGCUCAGGGCCGAUGAAAACUACUACAAGGCACAGACGCACGGCAAGUGGCCCGUGAAAUGGUACGCCCCCGAGUGCAUCAACUACUACAAAUUCUCCAGCAAGAGUGACGUUUGGAGCUUCGGUGUGCUGAUGUGGGAAGCGUUUUCCUAUGGGCAGAAGCCAUAUCGGGGGAUGAAAGGGAGUGAAGUGACUGCCAUGUUGGAAAAAGGCGAGCGGAUGGGAUGCCCUCCCGGGUGCCCAAGGGAGAUGUACGAACUGAUGAACUUGUGCUGGACAUACGACGUGGAGAAAAGGCCCGGGUUUGUAGCAGUGGAACUGCGGCUGCGUAAUUACUACUACGACGUGGUGAACUAAGGGCUCCUCUGCCUGGCCGGGCUGCCCCGCUGGGAGACUCAACCCCAGGAACCUGAAUUCAACAGUUGCCCUGAUUUUCAGUGUUUAUCCGCCUUCUGCCGGUCAGGAGAGCUGGCUGGGUCCUGGAAGAAGGAAAGCGACAGGAUCCAUUGGACACGCUGGAUUCUUGGCUGUGUGCUUUUCCUGAUGUGUUCUUGCAGGAUUUGCUUCGGAAUUGCUUUUGUCUCUGCAGUUCUCCAGAGCCUAGUUGCAUUCUCUGCCUGCUGGGCCAGGGAAUGCAGAGUUCUGACAACAGCCCGGCAUUUUCAAAGCGGACGGGGACACAGGCGGCACGUGAGACAGAGGAGCACAAAGGCAGGAGGUGGAGCCGGUGCCUCUGGGACAUGCUCUGACGGGCCGGCAGGCUGGGCCUCCAGCAGCUUCCCCAGGGAGGGAACAGCUCCCGAGGCUUUAAAACCCAACAGGACCACGAGGAUGGCGCCAGUGCCCUCGUGGGGGCCCCCGCCUCGGGACCUCAUCUCACCCAAACCACUUCCUCACGGCGGCAGCAUCCACAAACAGUCCACCUAGGAAUUCGGGGUUGAGUCUCCAACCUGUGGACUUCUGGGACACAUUGAAACCCCGGCAACAGGCAGACGAUGCAAAGGCCGAUGCCAUCCAAUGAGGAAUCCCUUCAGAAGCAGUGACUCAUAAUCAAGCCAAAGACCUUGGCCCUUGCCAUGGAGAGGCCUCGAGUGUGGCUGUGAGUUGGAACGCCAAGACCCCACAAAGUCCCUUUCUGUCCUCCUAGACUUUGCAGAUCCUCGACUCAGUGUUUGAUUCUGCAUGAGUAGGAUGUUGCUGAAGGCCAUGAACGUGUGGAAGCGUUGCCAGCUGUGUGCCAGCUGUGAUGCUACGAACAUGCCCAAGUUGAGGUGCACCUGAGACCUUUGAAAACGGGAGAACUUCCUCGGACAGCCGGCAUGGGGCGCCUUACUCCUAACAGAGGGACUUGAAGCAGAGAGACAAGUGACCAUCCUUCCCCAGCUUAGCCCAGAGAAGAUAUGAGCCACUGGCAGGAAUUAAGAAGCUUCUAGAAGUUUCUAGAAGCCUUCCGUACCUUUUGGUAUGGACACGCUGCCUGGCAGUUUGAUCAUUUGCACCCAGGGAGGACCCCUGAAUGCUAAGUGCGCUGAACACACUUGGGGCCCCUGGGGAUGAGAUCCCUGUGGGCCAGCCCUCGGUCACUGUAGGCGCAUAAGAGCAAGGGCCUGGAGCUGCUGGGUUUGAAAAGAAGUGAAUGAUGCUGAGCUCUUGGGGGGGGGGGGGUCUGCCUUUGUUCUCCAGAGGGUGUCUUUCCUAACGGUCACUCACUCAGAGAACUAUGAGGGGGCUUCAGACUGUCCUUGGAAGAUGAGUAUGAUGAACAAGGCCAAGGCAUGAAUUCCAAUGUUUGCGCACCAAAAAUAAACGUAUUUUUAAAUUC